Effrenium voratum is the source of this 1236-nucleotide messenger RNA. The record is from the annotation of a GenBank genome assembly. Lineage: Eukaryota; Dinophyceae; Suessiales; Symbiodiniaceae.
AUGGUGGUCGAUAUUUGCUGCUUUGUCAAAGACUCCAUUGCCAACCUUGACAUGUCAGGGGACAAAGCACCGCUGGUGGCAUGGAAACAGAAUUGCAAUGUCAUGCUGUGUGCCCUGAAGUGGUUGGGCCUCCUGUGCAAGUCACGCUUGGCCAAACUGGUGCUGCUUCUCACUGGCCGUGUGGUGCUGCUCGCCGAUGUGGCCUUGGCCUAUCUGGACAUGCACUUUGCAGAUGAUUUGAAGCCGCACGACGUGCAGGGUGGGCCGGUACUUUUCCUACCACAGCUGCUAAACGUGCUCACCGUGCAGUUUUUGCACAUGAAGCCGGUGCCUCCUGAGUGCGCACGCGAGAUGCAGGCCACUUUGGCUUCCUAUCUUCUUCUCAGCGGACUCGCGGAGAAGCUACGGGACCUCUUCGGCCGAGCCGAGAUUCGUGGCCUCAAGUUUUUCGACGGUGCCUCACCGUUGCCGGUUCUGCUGUUGCGGGCGAUGUGCUUUCUGGAAACUUUGGUUUCCGCCUAUCGGAUGCAAGAGGCCAUGCACGAGCAGGUCCUUGACAUCUUCCGGAGCACGGAGCUUUUCGGUGUGGUGGGCAUUCUUGUGUCCAUUCUGCUCUCAGAGGGUCGACGUGAGAAGGGCGCCAAGCUGCCGCAAACGGUGGUAUCCCUUUGCAUGCAGGCAUUGAGGAUACUCAACACCAUCGCGGGCAUUGACCUUGGAACCUUGCAGAAGACGCUGGGUGCUGGUCAGCAGCAGGAGUUCUAUCACUUGCUGGUUUCACUGCUGGACUACUGCACCGGGCGCCUUCCUGCAAGCUUGACCAAGCCGGGCGCAGGUCAAGCAGAGGAGAGCGACUUGCUGCACGAAACCGUUGUUUUGCUGGGCUUCUACUGCCUGGAAGAGCCACGGAACCAGACCAUCCUCUGCUAUGGAGAGGGACAGGCCCUGCUUGCGCGAUUGGCCAACCUGCCACUCCACUACUUCAUGGACGAGCGAGGUAAGGCCAUUCUCUUCCCGACCAUACUGGCUUCCUGCUUCAAGUCUGAACAGAAUCUGGAGGUGCUCAGGACAGAGAUGAAUUUGUCUCUCGUGCGCAACUUCCUUGCCGCACAGAUGGAGGGAGACGAGGUGUCAGCAGAUGGCCUGCCAGCCCUCGCCUGUCGCUUUCCUCGCACCCUCUGGCAGGAUGCGCUGGGCUUCUUUGGAGAGCCUGCCCCAGAGGUACCUGCAGUCUAG